AUGAACAGUCCUCCAAGUACCGUAGAAGCUACUGUUAUUACUCGUCUAUUAGAGGCCGGUGCCAUUAUAUUAGGUAUAACUUCAAUGCCUAAUAAUGGUGUUAGUUGGGCUGUUGAUGAUAGUGCUUGUGGUGUUGUUAAUAAUCCACACGAUACGAGAAGAAUGUCUGGGGGGAGCAGUGGAGGUGAAGGCGUAUUAGUUGCCUCAGCUGGUUCACUCUUUGGCAUCGGAAAUGAUAUUGGAGGUUCUGUCAGAAUCCCAGCAUACAUGAAUGGAAUUUUUGGAUUGAAACCAACAACGUUCCCAAACCAUACAAUCCCAGUAGAUGGAAUAUUACCAAAGUUUACUGAUUAUCAACCAGCUUCUGAAAUGUUAACAAUGGGUCCUUUAGUUCGUUACGCUUCUGAUUUGCCUCUUAUUAUGUCGGCAAGUUUUUUUUAA
This is a messenger RNA of Meloidogyne enterolobii, 441 nucleotides long. Lineage: Eukaryota; Metazoa; Nematoda; Chromadorea; Rhabditida; Meloidogynidae. The record is from the annotation of a GenBank genome assembly.